GCCGCCGCUGUCGCCGCCGUCGCUUCGGCAGCCGCUGCGGUAGUCGCCUCGGACAGCGCCGCUUGCUCUUGGGGUCGUCGCCUGCUAUCCCGAUAUCCCGCCGGAGGAGGCUGAGUCUGCAGCGCGGCGGGCGGCGCAGGGACGGUCCGGCUUUGCAGCGGCGCCGGCGGUCGCAGUGACAGCCCGGUCCCAGCCCGCCGCCUGCCCUCGGUACUGCAGCCACGAUGAACCGGGGCGGCAGCAGCCCGUCGGCCGCCACCAACUACCUGCUCUGUACCAACUGCCGGAAAGUGCUGCGGAAGGAUAAAAGAAUUAGAGUAUCUCAACCCUUGACAAGAGGACCAAGUGCCUUUAUUCCAGAGAAGGAAGUUGCCCAAGCAAACACAGUGGAUGAACGUACUAACUUUCUUGUGGAAGAAUACUCUACAUCCGGUCGUCUAGACAACAUCACCCAGGUCAUGAGUCUGCACACUCAGUACCUGGAGUCUUUCCUGCGAAGCCAGUUCUACAUGCUGCGCAUGGACGGCCCCCUUCCUCUACCACACAGGCACUACAUCGCAAUAAUGGCUGCAGCUAGACAUCAGUGUUCCUACUUAAUAAACAUGCAUGUGGAUGAAUUUCUAAAGACAGGAGGUAUCGCUGAGUGGUUGAAUGGUUUGGAAUAUGUACCACAAAGACUGAAAAAUCUUAAUGAAAUAAAUAAGCUGCUAGCACACCGACCCUGGCUGAUCACGAAAGAGCACAUUCAGAAACUUGUCAAAACUGGAGAAAAUAAUUGGUCUCUGCCCGAACUGGUACAUGCUGUGGUCCUACUGACACAUUAUCAUGCUUUGGCAAGCUUUGUUUUUGGUAGUGGCAUCAAUCCAGAGAGAGAUCCAGAAAUCUCCAAUGGAUUCAGGCUAAUAUCAGUCAACAAUUUCUGCGUUUGUGACCUCGCUAAUGACAACAACAUAGAGAAUGCAUCCCUUACAGGCAGCAACUUUGGGAUUGUAGGUUCUCUAAGUGAACUGGAGGCCUUGAUGGAAAGAAUGAAAAGGCUUCAAGAAGAUAGGGAAGAUGAAGACGCAUCUCAGGAAGAAAUGACCACUCGUUUUGAGAAGGAGAAGAAAGAAAGUCUUUUUGUUGUCUCUGGAGAUACUUUUCAUUCAUUUCCUCAUUCAGAUUUUGAGGAUGACAUGAUCAUAACAUCUGAUGUCUCCCGAUAUAUUGAAGACCCAGGUUUUGGAUAUGAAGACUUUGCCAGACGAGGAGAAGAGCAUUUGCCAACAUUUCGAGCUCAGGACUAUACCUGGGAAAAUCAUGGGUUCUCCCUGGUGAACAGACUUUAUUCUGACAUUGGACAUCUUCUUGAUGAAAAGUUUCGCAUGGUCUACAGUCUCACCUACAACACUAUGGCCACCCACGAGGAUGUUGACACAGCCAUGCUGCGCAGAGCUUUAUUUAACUAUGUCCACUGUAUGUUUGGAAUCAGGUAUGAUGACUAUGAUUACGGAGAAGUUAAUCAAUUACUUGAACGAAGCCUGAAGGUUUACAUUAAGACAGUGACCUGCUAUCCUGAGAGAACUACCAAGCGCAUGUAUGAUAGUUACUGGCGUCAGUUCAAACACUCAGAAAAGGUUCACGUCAAUUUACUUUUAAUGGAAGCACGGAUGCAAGCUGAACUUCUAUAUGCUCUUCGUGCCAUAACUCGGCAUUUGACCUGAAACAUCACCCAGGGAAAAUGCCAUAGAUGUGUAAAGACCUUUUCACAUAUGAUAUACAUCAGAAGCUGUUUGUGAUGUAGCAUCAAAAAUUAUUCAAUUCUCUGUGUCAAAGUUUAGCCGUUUUUUGGGGGCGGCUGUAAUGUGCAAUGAUGUGUUUUCUUUUUCUUGAUGCUUAACAUUACUAACAAUUGCAAAAAUAAUACUGCGGAGCACUACUUUGCAUUGUUUAUAGUUGGAUUUUUGGAAACUGAUCAUAAAUCAUGAACCUGGUUUUCUUGAUGCUUAACUUCAGCGCUUUGGGGUUUGUGUGUAUGUGUAUUUCUCUCCCCAACUUUUUUUUUGUUAAAUAAGGAAAAGCGCUUACAAUCUGCUCAAGCAAUUGUUUAUUCAGAUAUUGGAAUUCAGCAAAGAAUAACCUCCUCUGGCCACUCUCAACUUCUCCUGUUGUGUCCUAAAUCUGGUAGAGGAAAAGCAUGCGCUGUUGAACUAAGCUGCUCACAGGACACGUCCCUGUGUCCCCAGGAGAUUAUUUGUCAGGCACUGUUCAGUUUUUUUUUGUUUGUUUGUUUUUGUUUUUUUUUUACUGCUAUUGGCGAUAACGUGAAAUGUGAUACAGCCAUUGUCCAUAAUUUAAUGUGAAAUUAAUCAUGAUGAAUUCUAUAGCAUGCUACUGAAAUGCCAAAUUCAGCUAUUUUCUUUCUCUUCUGAAACAUAAGUUUCAGUUUUCCAUAUCAGAUGUAUAUAUUAAAAGUGGAAUUAUGCACAAUCCUUUCUAUCACUGACAGUAAUCCUCAGUCAUCUUGAAUAACCAGUGCUCACAGUGCUGCUUACAGUUCAUUUAGUUGGCACAUACAAACUUGUACCCACACAAGGCUGACCAAAAAUUUUCUUUGCACAUUUUUCUUUUCUCAUAGUGUUUUCUAUAUUGCAGUAAGCAGAAGAUUAAUAUACCUAUAUUUUUUCCUGUUAGGCUUCUAGAACUUACUUUCCAUGAUUUUUCUUAUAAUAGGUUAAACAGUGUAUUAUUCAAAGGUAAAAAUUAUGUUUCUAUGCAUUAAUGUGAAUGAACAACAACAACAAAAAGAGUGCAAUAUGUUAAAAAAAUACUGAACUAAACUUUCCCCCUAUUAUGUCACUGCAGAAGUGUCCUUUAAAACAGAGCCAUAAAGAAAUUUGGUUCAAAUUUCAGAUUUCUUUAUUGCACAAGGCUUUUGCCUUACUGGGGUUGAACAACGUUCCUUUCAUGAUGCCAAAGCGUCCCCUUCCCCAGAAAAAUCUCUCUGGACAACUGGUGAAAAGGAAAGAUGAUCAAGUCUUAAGGGAGGAAUAUAAGCAUCCAAAAAGUCACAUUUUUGCAUUGGUUUAUGUUGCUUGACUAGACUAUCUUCAUAGAGCACAACAUUAUGUGUUUAUAGCUUUAAUUUGUGUUAUGCUGAUGAACCAGUGAAGUGCCUAAAGAGAUGCUUGCACCUACCCAGUAGGACACGACUGCACGGCUCAAACACCCUUUGGUUAAUUAAUGGUGACUUGAAUUGUGCACCGACAUGCUAAUUGUUUUAAAACAGAUCCAUUUUUUUCCCUAGUAAAUAAUAGAGUUAAAAUUUUGUGUUAGAGUUCCCACAGAGAUUUCAUUUUAGAUUUACUUGUUGUGUAGGACUUACUUUUUUUCUCUCUUUCUCUCAUGAAAGCAUAGUGGACUAGUGUUUUGUUAAAUCAUUUCCUCCUUUUUAUCAUCCUUUUCUGGGACAAUAUAGUAGGUUGCUUUUUUUUUAAAGAUUUUGUUCCAGAUAAGAAAAUAGAAAGAUGACUGUAAGCCUGUUAACAUAAGGUAGUUCUGCAUUUUUGGAUUCCAGGAUCUUCUCUGAAAACUUCCAUGUAAGGAAAAAAUUACUAAUUUUUUAAAGACCCGGGUGGUUUAUUUAUAGAGAUUAUUCACAGAACUCGUGCCAGGUUUCUUCUGUUUUGUUUAUUGAUAUACCAUAUGUUGGUUUUCUUCAAUAUCACAUUAUAUAGAUAUGUAUUACAAAGAAAGUAUAUAGGAGAAUGGCAAAACCCAGACGACAACAUAAAUGUCCAUUUAACUUCUUGAACUUGAGAACUUUCAAGUUGAGGAUAUCUUUUAUUCUUGAUAUUUAUUUUUUUUAAAUAGAAUUCUUUCAGUUAAUAGCCCUACAUUUUUGUGCAGGUGACCUCUAUUACAGGAUAAAAAUGACUUUUAUAUAUUGAAAAGGAGGAGAAAUUCUCACAGAACACCCUAUGAGCUUUAGACCAAAAGGGGAAACAAGGUUUAAGUAACGAAAAUGGCCACUUCGUUUUUGUUUUUUUCUUUGUCCCCCCAGAACUGUAAGUAGUUGGAGUUUGGGUUACGGAAAUAUUAGUGCCUUUACUAGAUCUCUUUCCUAGCAGAGUUUCCUUUCAGCUCAGCAUUGAUCUAUCUCAUCAGUAAUCAGGAAAAUAAGUUGGCUUGGAACUAGAAACAAAAACAAAACAAUCUAUUUAUGAACCUCAGUGAACCAGCCUAGAGAAGUUGACCUCUGAAGGUGCCUCAGCACCUGCUCAGACGCAAUGCACACAGCAUUCCAGGUUGCGAUACCAUUGUGCAACGAGUUUGCUGUGGGCUUUAUCUAAUGCAGACUUGAAAUUCUGAUGCGGUUUUCCAGGGUGGUAUUUUUUCAGAGUAUUGAAUUUACUAUGUAGUAAUUUAUAGUAUAGCUUUUUAUAUUAAAGUGUGAUAUUUUUAAAAGAACUAUCUGGUUCCAUUGGUGAAAUGAUGUGGUUAUACAAGACGCUAACCUACACCGUGGGCUCACAUCGUGCCAAACUUAAAUGUGCAAGUGUACGUGAAAAAAGCACAUGUGAAUGUGAAUUCUCUACCUUCGUUGCUAUUGCGUUAAAAUCAGUCUAGUCAUCCACUGACGUAUAUGCUUGAUCGAUGUCUAUUUACUUGUGAAUUUCAAGUUUUCCACCUUCUGUUAUAAUUCUUCAUUUCUCAGAUCACCUUAAGAAAUAUCUAACUACUCUCCCAUCUGAAAAAAAAUCUGUUCUUUAACCUGAUCCCUUGACUGUGGGAGUGGCCGGGCGGCUGCCUCAUUGGAUCCUUCUGAUUAGGCCUCCUAAGGUGGACUCAUGAUAUUUAGAAGAAAAGAGGCUUUUGAGACAGGACUACUCAUUACCUUCCUCACCUUUUUAAACUAAGUAUAUUGUCUUGGUCUCGGGAAGAAUCUUUGUCCCAUUUGGGAUACUUUGUAAAUAAAAGAUGGCUAAUGCGGGAUCUAGGGCAUGGCCUUGGCCUUGAAUUAUGGCUUCAAACCCAAAUAAUGACCAAGCUCCACAGGGGUGUUUUAGAACAGAACUCAAUGUAAGCUUUAUAUCAAAUCCUGUUGGAACCAGAACCCCAGUUUAAUUGUUACAGUCUCCUAGAACUUUUCAGUGCUUGAAAAAGCUAAUUAACAUGAUUCCAGAGAAACUUUUUCCUUUUCCACCUUACAGAAUGUUUUUUUUUUUAAAUCCAAAAUCUUAGAAUUUUAUGCCGCAGCAAAAUAAGAUUAUCAGCAAACAAAGAUCUGUACUUAAAAAUAGUUCACCACUUUAGUGCGGAGUGCAUGCAUGUGUGACGGUAACAUUCUUUUAAACUCUAAGGACAAUUCAUCAGGGAAAAAAUAAAUGUCAGUGCAUAUUAUAAAAAUGAUUUGCACUGUACUAGUAGAAUGAGGUUUUUGUUUUGUUUUAUGUUGUGUUUAAAGACAAUUCUAAAUCAUUCCUAUGGAAAGCAAGACCUUAAGCUCUUUAAUAGGACUUUUUCUUUUAUGCAAAUAGAUGGUCUUGCAUGGAGUAAACUUAUGCAACAAUAAUGUUAUAUAAAUAGAUAUGAAAUUUUCUUAGUAUAAUUUAAUAGCAAACUUAAAGAUGUAUGGCUCUACUGUUCAGAUCGAGUUUUAAGUUAGCUAAUCUGUAUAAUCAGAACCUAUUCUAGGUGGCCGUCAUCAUAAACUAUGUUUCCCUAUAAUAUCCCUCUGGAGACUGAGAAUCAAAAUAAGCAGUCUUUCCUCAAAGCAGUACUGUAACAUGAAUGUAUUCGUCUCAGUCAACAGAACUUAAAUGCGCCCAGUCUGUGGAGCUUAUUUCCAUGCUAAUGUGGCUUAGUUAGCAGUGUCUGCUCAGGUGAGACCUAGAACAAAAAUUAGCAGGGGUGAAAUGGGUCAUAGAGGUAGAGGUAUAUGUCAAGGCAGAGCCUGGCGAGGAAGGAAAAGGUUUUCAAAACACAGGGGAUGGAAUUCCAAGAGUGUGGCUGACCUCAGUAUCAUACACUUAAUAUAAAGGAACCUUCCCAUUGUGGGAGCUUCUACCUGCAUUCAAUCCACCCUUUCCACCUGCUUUCUCUUCCUCCAAGUGCCUCAAGCUCUACACAUUCCCUCUCCUCCCCCUCGCUCAGCCCAUCUUGGUCUGAUGCCUUUUCACACUCCAAACCAAGCAUCACCAGCCUCCUGCUGAUAGUCACCAGCAUUUACUUUUCUGAGUCACUUUUUCUCCAUUCACUAAGAAUGUGAUUUUGUCCCAACUCCCUCUAGCUCCUGCUACCAUCCAGCUAUAUUUUGGCUAACCUUUGCCCCAGAUGCCCUACCAGAUACUAUGUAGCACCAAGUGUAAUCCUGUCCAUCCCAGACUGUUCUACUUUUCCCAGCUGCCAAAAUGUCUUGCUCUCCUCUACCUCAUCCCCAAAGGGCCUAUAAAUUCAGAGUAUCCAACCUUUUCAUGGAUUCACUCUCUGUUGUUCAGUAAUACUACUGUCCAUAUUUUAAAUAAAUCAUAGAAGAGUUUUGCCUUCUAACAAAGUAGGAAUCUUUAUAUUUAUACAUGAUACAGAAAUUAAACUAUUUCUACCAUGCAGAAUUUAGCAUUUAACAGGAUUUUGAAGUGAUUGAAUUGCCAUUCUAACCUGGAUCUGUAUUAGGUAAUAAAUACUGGUAUUAGUCCAAGUUAUUUGAAUGUAAAUUUAAAAUUCCCCAGAAGUCCAGACUGAUCUGUAACCCUUCAGUGGGACAGGACAUUUCUGGCAUACAAAUGGAUGGUGGUUUAGUCAUUUGUUUUAUUUGAUGGUAUUUGGGCCUUGAAACACAUUUCUAAUAGAAAGAUAAUGGUAAAGGGUGUUUAGGUGGUCCUAUUGGAUCACAGAAGCCCAUUUGAUUAUAAUAUGUUUAAAAUACCACAAAAUUGGCUGCAUAAGAGUUUGAUCAAGAUUUCCUGGGUUAGACUAAGCUUCUCACCCCCAUGCCUACCCUGUUCUCAUGGUGGGGAAAUGUCCUAAGGGGUUUCCGGAAAGGGAACACAUUGGAAAAGUCGUCUUUAUUUUCUGCCUGCACUUAGGUACAUCCAGACAGUAUCAUUGAGGAACGGGAAAUGCACAGGGAAGGAAAAAGCAACAGUUCUUUCUCUCCAGGCAGUGUACUCACUGUAGUUCGUAGAGAAGAACUGGUCAGGUUUCAAACGUGGGAUGUGUUUGUCUAUAGACGGUUGUCUGACCCACAGACCAACGAACCACCUGUUGGAAAGUAUCGAUUAUUAUGAUCAGUGGUGGUAUCUGGAUGCUUUCCAUUCCCAUUCCUGAACAACCCAACCUGACUGCAGAGUCUAGUAAAUGCCUUUAAGGGCCCAGGAAUGAAUCAAUGCCUAGAUAAGAAAUGAGACAAUAAUGGAGACUGCAGGAAUGGUUUUAUUAAAUCAUAUGUCAUGAAGUAUUUGUUCUAGCUUUAAAUUAAUCAUGGCUGCACCACCAUGAAGUACAGAAUUGAAAAAGGAGAGAUACAGGGUGGGGGAAGGAAGAAUAUCUGAUUCUUUGCAAUGCUUGUAGAAAUUUUUGAAAUAAUGAAAUGCAUACUAUAAAAUAGCCUUUAGAACAAACACCCCAUUUUACAGCUCAUAGGGCACAUCAAACAGUAGUAAGAGUAGUAAGUCUAAAUAUGACAUAUAUAAAUCUUGGUAUACAAAUUUGCAAAAACAGUCUAUUUCACCCCUCAAUUUAGCCUCUUAGAAGUGAAUGUAUGAAUCCUGGUUAGCUAGGUGUUUGCAUUAUGACACUGAACGAAAUGGAUUAUACAUCUCUUUCUUAAUCAGUCUUCACAAAUUUUCAACCGGCUUCUGAAUCUGAUAAGGAAGCAUCAUGAGGAUAGGUAAAGGAGACAUCCAUCGGGUAGCCAAGUAGUUUCCUUUGUGAUGUUGAGGCUGUUUCUCCUUUCUGAAUUUUACUGGUUCUCUAAAAUAAACAGUAAGAGUUAAAUGGUACCCUUGUUCAUCAAGGAAAGUUAUCCAAACUCUAUAUCUAAUGCUAAUAUUUUCUCUGCAUUCAUUUAUCUUCUCUGGAAAGAAAAUACAAUUUUUCCCUUCCUCUUUCUCUUCACAUUUACUCUUUUCAACCUCAGAUAAGAGAGACAGAAAGCAAACCACAAGCCAAUUUGGCAUCUUUGCGCUAAUAGAAUAGUGACAUCCACAUGCACAGCCUGAACAAGGUGAAAAGACCCUGUCAAGUCGACUCGGAACACGACCUUGCCUCUUGGACUAGCUCCUUCAAACCUGAAAAUAACUUUUCUGGUCGUGGAAGAACUGGAUGUAUUCUUUAGCUUAUAACAUAGGAUUUGAACUUGAAAUCUCUUUUUUUUUUUUAAAAAAUCCUGAUUUUGCAGGGCAGCUACAUGAUGAAUGUAUAUAUUAAGACUAUUGUAGCUGAAUUGCACAUGAAAUCAGAUUGCCAACUUCUUGACUUUCAAUUUUAGACUUCAUUUUAUCCUUAAGUUGUGAGCAAUAUAUGUAGCAUGCUGUGAAAUGUCUAUUAUAGUUCUUUAAUUCAUCAGUAUUAAUACAGGAUUAUCUUUUGCGUUCCUUGGUACUUUUUAUUCAAUGUAAUCAGAAGCUGUGAUGUUUUGCCUUUGUAGUCCUGUGCUUUGUUACUGUAAUUUUUUUUUUUUUUUUUUACGAAGCACGUGACUUUGGACUAAUGUGAGGCGGAUGAUCUUAAGACUGCUAUAUGUAUCAGUCUCUUACUAUAUAAGGUUUUCCAUUAGAAUAAGCUUUUAUCAAAUAGAUCAUUGAUGCAAUUUAGGAUUUACACAAUUUUCAUUGUCAAAUGCAGUCUUAUAUUUAUAGUUUCAAUUCUGAAAAUAGCAGACUUGAUGAACAGCCACUUGAAACGUGUUCUGGCGAACCAGACCCUGCUGUAGAUGUAUUCAAAGGUAGUUAACCAUAAGCCUUUCAACUCUUAAGCCCUCCACAUGAGUCAGCAGUUAAGGAGAUUAUAGAACCCAUGACAGCUUUUUGUAUGUAUAACUAGGUUUUAUUUUUCUUAUGUCGCUGAUUUUACAGCUCUGACUAAAGCUGACCUGAAUGGAUCAGUUUAUGUGUAAUAUUCUAGUGCUUCAAUGCCUUGUUUUUUUUUGGAGGGAUGGGUAAUAUUAUUUGAACAGAUGCAGAAGGAACUGUUAGUGAGUCAAGAUAAACACAUUUGAAAUAAAGGAACUGUGUAUUAACAUGUUAACAAUUCAUAACUGCACUUUUUAUGACAUUUUGAAAAUCUAUUUAUAGGUACAGAACAAUGGGUUUUGUUAAACUGUAUCACAUUUAUACUUGCAAAAAUUUAUUUCAUUGUUAUUAGUAGGAAUUUUAUUGGUUCAAUAAAAUUGGCAAAACUGAA
This is a messenger RNA of Molossus molossus (Pallas's mastiff bat), 9384 nucleotides long. It is a transcript of the gene SESN3, whose product is annotated as sestrin 3. The record is from RefSeq and is a predicted model, not a curated record. Gene Ontology annotation, biological process: cellular response to leucine starvation; regulation of response to reactive oxygen species; cellular response to L-leucine. The transcript is spliced from 10 exons. NCBI's taxonomy places the organism in Eukaryota, Metazoa, Chordata, Mammalia, Chiroptera, Molossidae. Gene Ontology annotation, molecular function: L-leucine binding; oxidoreductase activity, acting on peroxide as acceptor. Gene Ontology annotation, cellular component: nucleus. The coding region runs from base 225 to 1703 and encodes 492 amino acids.